ACAUCCAUCCAGAAGGAACGGGAGACGGAGAGAGAAAGAGAGAGAGGUAGGAGGGCGAGGAAGGGAGACUUAAACCCACCUAAACCUGCCUGACACGAAGGACAACGCCACAGAAACGCAGCCUCAGACAGUAAAGGACGUUACCGGGACCUCAGACCCUCGACCCCCUUUUCUCCUGCCAGGACAAACGGCCACUUUUCCUGUCGUCUCGCGAGAAACUCCAUCGAUUUUUAGCAGCAAUGGCCCAAGAGACGAACCAGAGCCCGGUGCCCAUGCUUUGUGCCACGGGCUGCGGUUUCUAUGGCAACCCAAGAACCAAUGGUAUGUGCUCCGUGUGCUAUAAGGAUCACCUGACACGGCAGCAAAGCAGUGACCGCAUGAGCCCCCUCAGCCCUAUGGGCUCAGCUGGUAGUCCUACCUCAGAGGCCUCAGCUAUCCAGAGACUAGAAGCCAGUCUAGCCAAGGUUGAUGCCUCCCCUGCCUCUUCACCAGACAUGUCUAGAACUGUUCAAGGAUCUCUUCCUGUGACUCAACAAAUGACAGAGAUGAGCAUCUCGAGGGAGGACAAGCCAGAACCCUUAGAGCCUGUUGUAAAUCAGCCUGCUGCUUCUAGCCCUUCUCCUGUAGCUUCUUCCAGCAGUGAAGAAGGCAAGGGGGACACCCCCAAACCCAAGAAAAAUAGGUGCUUCAUGUGCCGCAAAAGGGUGGGCCUUACAGGGUUCGAUUGUCGCUGUGGCAACCUGUUCUGUGGCAUCCACCGGUACUCAGACAAGCACAAUUGUCCCUAUGAUUAUAAGGCCGAGGCUGCUGCCAAGAUCCGUAAAGAGAACCCCGUGGUGGUGGCUGACAAGAUCCAGAGAAUAUAGAUUUUACAAAACAGCAGCAGCAGCGGCAACGAUGACAAACAUCUUUGACAAAGACUGGAGAAUGAGUGCGAACCUUUUGAAAUGAGCACUGGCAUGAGUGGCUAAGUGAGGAUCGAAAGGACUUGAUUUACGAAAUUACAACCUCAAGAAAAUGACGGGGGGAAAAAAGAAGAAAAAAAGAAAAGAUCCUGUCUGAUGCAUGAAUGAUCACUUCUCUCCUUUUUUUUUUUGAUUAAUUCAUUAGUUUGUUUUAUCCUAUUUUCUGUGGUGUGACUUUGCCGCUGUUCAGUCCUUUUUUUUUUCUAUGAAUAUGUAUUGUCUUAUUAAGAGCAGCCCAGGCUAACUGUCCAGGAUAUGCUGUGCUCCUCUCACCCAAACCAGGCGCCAUUUUGUGCCAAACUGUAGACAGCCAUUUCCCUGAAACCCUGUCAUGUGUCAGACACUGGCAGGUCUUUCAAAGCAUUCAGACUACACAGUAACAGUCCACACAAGUUGUGUCCCUUAAGUUUUUGAACGUCUUGUUCUGCGCUCCGUUGGUACUGGAGUCGGUCAACGUUUGGAGAACCGUACAACUGUCCCCCACCAUGCACAAGGGGCUUUGUUACUUUGUCUCUGUCUUUCCUAGCUUUACCUACCUCACAGCUACUGUGUUAAGCUUUGUUGUCUUCCCUUUUACUUUGUUUUCAUCAGCUUUGACCCCAGCAGAACAAUGGAUCGUCUUGACAUUCAGCCUCAGUGACCCCUCUGAUCAGCAUGUCUGUGUUGACUUUGAUCGGUUUGAUUGUGAUGAGGCUGCUUCCAUUACGGCUGGAGGUAUCAUGCUAGACAGGGACAAACGAGUUACUCCACGUUUCACUGAGUCUAAACAUUUUCAAUGGACAUGAUGGGUGAAGGGGUUCCCCAACUGGUCUGAGCUCAUAGUGUGAUCACAGAUGCCUGGUGCAGGGCUGUGUGUGCCGAUGUGCGGCCUGAGAGGAAGGAUGGCAUCCUUCCCUGGCAGGCCUGGCAGGUGAAUUUAAGCAACAAUAUUGUAGGGGCAUGAAUGGAUUGGGAUAAAUGCAUGAGUUACUCUUCAUCUGCAUUAGUGAAUUAUGGCAUCACUCAACUUAGGGUUUCAGACAUUUUGUUUGCUGAGAGACAAUUAUCUGUUAUGUUUUAUUAGCUUUUUUUUUCUCUUCCAUUGAUAUUGUACUGAUGUUAGCGCAUGUAUUCAGUGCAUUUGUGGAAUUAGGGUAUGUGAACCAUGAUUUUUUUUUUUUUUUUUUUUUAAUGCGCUAACAGAACGUUCAUGUGAGCACAGUGUGUGCGUGCGUGUGUGUGUGUGUGUGUGUGUGUGUCUGAGUGUCUGAGUGUGUGUUUCCCAACCCUUUUGUCUGUGGAGCUACCCGGUUUAUCAGCACAUGUUUACAGAACUACAGGAGCAUGCCAGAGCUAGAUUUAUGAAAAAUAAUAGAUACCAAGAUUAGAUGUAACUUCUCAACUGUCUAACAGCUAUUGGUCUGUGUGUCUGCUUUAGAGCACUGUAGAGAAGUGUGCGUGCGUGUAUUUGUGCGCGUGCAUGUGCACAUUCCUGUGCAAAAGUGUGUUUUCAUGGCUGCCUGACACAUUGGAACCCACGGAUGUUUGUGACUUGUGUUAAUCCCACCUCCCCUUUUUUUUCCUUCCCCCUGUAAGGAUGUGUUUUUCAUUUAAAAGACAACUGUAUGUAUCCGUUUUGAGUUUUUCCUUUCUGAUUCUUAGUUAUAUGCAAAUUUGUACAAAAAAUGAAAAAACAACAAACUGUGUUGAUAUUUAUGUAUUACAUAUAAUCUUGCUAUCCAGCAUUAUGACAGAAUAGUAUCAUGUAAAUAAAACUGUACAGAGAGACAUUA
Epinephelus fuscoguttatus (brown-marbled grouper) is the source of this 2737-nucleotide messenger RNA. RefSeq names its product zinc finger, AN1-type domain 5a (gene zfand5a). The transcript is spliced from 6 exons. Gene Ontology annotation, molecular function: zinc ion binding; DNA binding. Lineage: Eukaryota; Metazoa; Chordata; Actinopteri; Perciformes; Serranidae. The record is from RefSeq and is a predicted model, not a curated record. Bases 240 to 866 code for a protein of 208 amino acids.